AUGGCAGAGCAGCCCAUUUCUUCACCUGCAGUGGCCGCCACGCCAACUGCUGAGCCCGCACUAGGAUCUGCAUCUCCACCACCGCCACAAACUGAGCUUAUCGCCGCCGAUAACGAGAACGAUGAUAUUCAUGACGAUGCUGAUUCGACCCUUGGCUCGGACGCGGAAAGCUCUACUGCUUCCGUCUCAGCUAGCAUUCUUGAAUACCGUCGUAGUCAAGGCCGUACUUACCACAGCGAUAAAUUCACUACUAAUUAUUUUCUUCCCAAUGACGAUCAACAGUUGGAGUCUGUGGAUUUAACACACCACUACUUGACAAUCCUGCUGGAUGAAAAGUUAUUCCUUGCGCCUGUGAAAGAAGAGAAACUACAGAAAAUCCUUGAUGUUGGAACUGGCACUGGUAUCUGGGCAAUUGAAUUUGCCGAUCGUUAUCCGAAUGCUGAAAUCAUCGGUACCGAUCUCUCCCCAUGCCAGCCUGAAUGGGUACCCCCAAACGUUCGUUUCGAGAUAGACGAUGCCGUCAUGGGGUGGACCUGGGAGCCCAACGAGUUCGAUUUUAUCCAUAUUCGUUAUAUCUUUGGCGCCAUCAAAGACUGGACCGCUCUCUUCCGCGAGGCCUAUCGCUGCUGUGCCCCCGGAGGCUGGGUUCAGUCAGCAGAGGCCGAUGUUGAGUUCCGCUGUGACGACGGCACCAUUGAUAAAGAGCCUAACCUGAAGGUUUAUAAAAAGCUCUUCGAGGAAGGAGGGAAAAUCCUUGGAAAUCCCUUCUUUGUUUAUGAUCAACAGGUGAAGGGCUUUGAAGACGCUGGUUUUGAAGAUAUUGAAACCGUUGACUACAAGAUUCCCGUGGGUGAUUGGCCCAAGGAUCCCAAGCUCGCCGAGGUCGGAAGAUAUGUUCGAGCCUGUUUGGAAAAUGACAUCGAGGGCUAUACUCUUAUGAUGUGGCAAGACGUGCUUAAGUGGCCCAAGGAUGAAUACCAGAUCUUUUUGAUGAGUAUUCGCAAGGCUAUAAGAAACCCAAAGAUUCAUACAUAUAUGCGAGUCCGAUACGUUUAUGGACGUAAGCCUGGAGGCAGCUAA
Fusarium sp. VM40 is the source of this 1080-nucleotide messenger RNA. NCBI's taxonomy places the organism in Eukaryota, Fungi, Ascomycota, Sordariomycetes, Hypocreales, Nectriaceae. The record is from the annotation of a GenBank genome assembly.